CAAAUCCCGUCAGUUUCUCUUGUGUUCCAAUGUUUGUAGCAUCGGGCAAGUCCAAUUCGAAUUCUUCAAGUUUGAUAUUUUGCUAACAUGUCGGCAAACGCCGAUAAAGAGAAAAAUUCAACCAAAAUGGCCGAAGAUCGCGAAGAAGAGAAAGCUACCAGUCCCGAUGCCAAGGAGGAUUCCAAGGUGGAGGCCACCGCCGCCGCUGAUAACAAGACCCCCGAUGUGAAGGAGGAAGGUAACGGUGAAGCGAGCGGUAAAGAGACGGUAUCUGCCGAAGAUGAGAAAGUUGACGAUAAAGUGAAUGCUAAAAAUACCUCCGAUGAGAAGGUCACUGACGCCAAGAAGGACAAAGCCGAACCGGAAGAGGACGAGGAGGAAAAUGAUGAAGAACCUGCUGAAGAGGAGGAAGAGGAGGGAGACGGUGACGAGGAAGAUGAGGAGGAGGAGGAGGAGCACGAGCAGGAGCAGGAUAAGGAUAAGAAAAAGGAAUCUGGUGGCAAACCUAAGUCAAAACCAGCUAAAGUGAGUAAGGAAACAGCUCCCGCCUCCAAGGAAAAGCCUAAGCCAGAGCCGAAUGUCGCCAAAAAUGGCGAGAAAAAAUCAACCGUGACCGCUAAACCGUUGGGUGCCAUUGCACUCAUUGACGCUAACAUUGCCAAGACCAAGAUGGAUGCACUCCAGGUGCUGCAUAAUAUUAUCUAUGAGAAGGAGGGCAAGGCUCCCUUCAUGAAGAAGAAUUUGAGAAAAUUCGAUGGUUUCCUUUUCGACGCCGAUUCGGACGAGUACAAGAAGCGUCUGCAGGCGGCAGAGAAGGUGGAUGUGAAGAAACUUGCUCAAACAGCUGAAAUACUCGAGCUGGACAAUAAAGGAAACAAGGAAGAGCUCGCUGAGCGAAUCUUCAAAUUUCUUUUGAAGCCGACCGGUGAGGAAGAGCUACCAGAAGAGGAAGCUGAAGACGAGGAAAAUGAAGACGCUGCUGAGGAGGAAGAUGUAAGCGAGGAGGAACCGAAGAAGUCGGCGAAGCGGCCAGCACCUUCGGCAGCAAGAGGCCGCGAAGCGUCAAAAUCAUCUGGAGGUAGGCCAAAGAGAUCUACCGCCGGCAGAGGAUAUCAAGAUAAUUCCUUAUAUGUAGAUUACACCAGUUCGGAGGAGGAAGAACGCGUGGUCAAGCCGCGUGGUCGACGCCGAAAUGAUUCCGACAGCGGAUCCGACUACAACCCAUCGGGUGGUUCUGAUUCGGACGCAGGCAAACGGCGAUCGGUUCGGGCGCCAGCACGUGGCAGUCGAGUUUCGGCGCGAAAUCGUCGCCGGCAGUCCAGCGAGGAAGAGGAAUCGGACAGUCCAAGCGACGAUGAAUUUAGCGAUGAUGAACCCAAGGCUAAGAAAGUCAAACCAACCGGAAGAGGACGAGGACGUCCGCCAGCAUCAGGACGUACUCCAGCUGGAGCUGCCGCUGCCGCCACCGCUGCUUCCAAAGGUCGAGGUCGCAAACGGAAGCCCGAAACAGAGAGCGAAGAUGAGGAAGAAUCCGAACCUGAAAGCGAGGAGAGUGAAAAGGUUAAAGAAAAAACUCCUGCUAAGGGUCGGGCGGCGGAAAACAGCAAGGCGAAAAAUAUUACUCCCCCAAAAGCUAAGGGAAGACCGAAGCGAGCGAUGCCUGUUAAGAAAUCCAAACGCGACGAAAGUACGGGAGACGAGGAUGAAGAUCCUGAACAGAACGAUAAUGAGUCCGAGGACGAGAAGCCACUGAAGAAGGGCAAAGAUGCUAAGGAGGACAAGGAAAGCCAGGAAAAGAAGGAAACCGAUGCAGCAGCGCCACCAAGUGAGGACGACAUUAAGGAGUUCCUGAAGGAAAUCCUCGAGGAGGCCAACCUAGAAGAAAUCACAAUGAAAACGGUGUGCAAAAAAGUGUACGCCAAGUAUCCCGACCACGACCUGUCGCAUAAAAAAGAUUUCAUCAAGGCAACAGUCAAAUCUCUAAUAUCGACGUAAGGUAUCGGAUCCGUAUGAGCAUCUAUGUUUGCGUUUUAUGCACGUUUCACAACAACUAAGAGCAAGCAACCGACAAAAUUACUAACAGAAUUUAAAUUGGAAACAAUAAAUGAUAAACCCCGAUUACGUGAUAAUGGAACACGUAUGAAAAUGAUCGAAAUCCACAACACGAUGCAAUUCAAGCUGCAAGUAAGUGGGUUAUGGUAGUCAAAUCAAAUCACAUUUACGCAGAGUUUAAAUCUAUCGAUAUCUAAUGAACAGAGAAAACAUUGAUCAAGCAUGAAAAUGUCAGUAAGAGCUAGAAUUUAAGUGUCAAAUGCAGUGUAUUUGGAUAACAGGACACAAAAAUAAAAAAAAAACAAGCUAUGUAUUGUUUAUCGACAAAAGUAUCAAACCAAAAGAAACUUAGACGCGAUACACGAAGUGUGCACUCGAAAGUGUUUCUCUGUCCAGAAGUACAAAAUUUCAGAUUACAAAAAAGAAGUUUUUUUUCUACAUCUGGCAGUUGGUUGCGAUUGAUUUCUAUUAUAAUUAUUAUUUUUCUUUCAUUCGGAAAUUGUCACAAACCAUGAAAAUGUUUUUAUGUGCGUAACAUUUUUUUUUUUCUUUCAUUCGUUUACGAAUUGUUUUGUUGAUGAACAUCUUUCAUGUUUAAUAAUAUAUUGAAGUCUCCUUAAUUUAAACUACUCUUUGAACUAUAUUUAGGAAGCACCGAAUGUUGUAUAAAGAAAAGAAAAAAACAAGCCACAGAGUAUUGAUUCUCCUGACACUGUGAACGCUAAACACAAAUCUGUAGUGAAUUUGGACUCAAAAUUACCGAAUCUUGGCCUCGAAGCGUAUUAAUCUAGGCAAAGUCAAAAACAAAAAAAGCAAAAUCGUGAGUUUAGGACUUAAAAGUGAGACACAAACAAAACAGCAUUGAGACAAACACGAAAUUAUACAAAAAAGAUUAACAUAAUGAAUGAACGUAGCGAAGAAGGAGGAAACCCAAGCUUAGUCGUGUUAAUAUGGCAGAGAAUAGUUCUUUUUAUAUCGAGAUGUAAUGGAAGCAAGCGCUAUAAAUUGCAGUGUUUAUUAUGAAUGCAGACAGAAAGAUAAGGAAAAAAAGAAUCCAGAAAUAUUAUUCAAAUACAAAUAAACUAUAAUGAACUAGGUGGACCCUUA
Molecule: messenger RNA, 3159 nt
Organism: Toxorhynchites rutilus septentrionalis
Lineage: Eukaryota; Metazoa; Arthropoda; Insecta; Diptera; Culicidae
Gene: Dek
Product: protein DEK
Exons: 9
Coding region: 88-1995 (635 amino acids)
Biological process (GO): chromatin organization; regulation of double-strand break repair
Cellular component (GO): nucleus
Molecular function (GO): histone binding; DNA binding
Source: RefSeq, a predicted model, not a curated record